Molecule: messenger RNA, 1949 nt
Organism: Oncorhynchus tshawytscha (Chinook salmon)
Lineage: Eukaryota; Metazoa; Chordata; Actinopteri; Salmoniformes; Salmonidae
Gene: sgsh
Product: N-sulfoglucosamine sulfohydrolase (sulfamidase)
Biological process (GO): heparan sulfate proteoglycan catabolic process; glycosaminoglycan catabolic process
Molecular function (GO): N-sulfoglucosamine sulfohydrolase activity
Source: RefSeq, a predicted model, not a curated record
GGAUCAAACUACUGGUCAGGAAGUUCUUCCAGACCCAGAGAAAGGAAGAGGAAGAGAGACCGUUCUUCUUGUAUGUGGCGUUCCACGACACCCACCGCUGUGGCCAUUCCCAGCCGCAGUACGGAGCAUUCUGUGAGAACUUUGGGAACGGCCAGAGUGGAAUGGGGAGGAUUCCAGAUUGGAAGCCAGAAUACUACAACCCAGACCAAGUCAAGGUGCCCCAGUUCGUCCCAGACACCCCUGUAGCGAGAGCUGAUUUGGCUGCCCAGUACACUACAGUUAGCAGACUGGACCAGGGUAUUGGUCUGGUGCUGGCUGAGUUGAGGGAGGCUGGUUAUGAGAAUGACACCUUGGUGAUCUACAGCUCUGAUAACGGCAUCCCUUUCCCCAACGGACGCACCAACCUGUACGGAUCAGGCACCGCAGAACCCAUGUUGGUGUCAUCACCUGAACACAGGGAGAGAUGGGGAGGAACCAGCCAGGCCUACGUCAGCCUACUGGGUGAGAGGGAGGGAGGGACCAGCCAGGCCUACGUCAGUCUACUGGACAUCACCCCCACCUUACUGGACUGGUUCUCCAUCCCGUACCCCUCAUACUUCCUCCCGGGCACCCCCACCACCCCUGUCAGCCUCACAGGCCGCUCCCUCCUCCCUGCCCUCGUCACCGAACCCUCACCUGCUGCCUGGCACACUGUCUAUGCCAGCCAGUCCCUCCAUGAGGUGACCAUGUACUACCCUAUCCGCUCCAUCCACCAGGGGGCGUACCGCCUGCUCCACAACCUCCACUACCGCAUGCCCUUCCCCAUAGACCAGGACUUCUACGUCUCUCCCACCUUCCAGGACCUGUUGAACAACACCCUGACCGGACGGCCCACAGGCUGGUUCAAGACCCUGCAACAAUACUACUACAGGGACCGCUGGGAGCUUUUUGACUUGCGGUCGGACCCAGAGGAGGCUGUGAACCUGGCUGGGGACCCGGCUCUCGCCCCGGUCCUGGAGAGCCUCAGAGACAGGCUGCUGAAGUGGCAGUGGGACACUGGGGAUCCGUGGGUCUGUGGACCAGACGCUGUGCUGGAGGACAAACUGGAACCACACUGUCGACCGCUCUACAACGGACUCUGACCGCAACUAGACCACAACUGGACUUUGAUUUAUUGUGGAUCCAAUCAUAUUUAUUUUAUAAAGCCCUUUUAACAUCAGCAGUAGUCACAGUGUGAUUCAUAGUUAGCCGGCCUGAACCUCCACAGAGCAAUCAAUGCAGAAGAAGAAUCACAGUGGCCAGGAACAUCUCCCUAGAAAGAAGGACUCUAGGAAGUAAGAUGGAGAGGAAUCCGGCUCCAACGAUGACCCAUCCUUUUCUGGCUGUACCAGGUAGAGGUUAAGAGUACGUGGCCAUUAAGAGUACAUGUGGCCAUUAAGAGUACAUGUGGCCAUUAAGAGUACAUGUGGCCAUUAAGAGUACAUGUGGCCAUUAAGAGUACAUGUGGCCAUUAAGAGUACAUGUGGCCAUUAAGAGUACAUGUGACCAUUAAGAGUACAUGUGGCCAUUAAAGGGGUACUUGGGGAUUUUGUGCCAGCCACAGCUGUCUUUAUUUUAAUGUGAGUUAUAACCCAUGAGUUAUGACUAUAGGGCCAGGAGUUUUGACCAGAAACCACCUCGUGACCUGAACAGGAAGAACUAUGGGUUGUGAUUAAGACCAUCGAUGGCUGAAAAACAAAACAAGCUUCAGUGCAAAUGUUCUGGAUUUCAUACAAUGUAUGUUUUGUAUGAUGUCAGUUUGACAACAUCUAGAUGUCGUUGGGAUUUGAUGUAUGUUUUGUAUGAUGUCAGUUUGACAACAUCUAGAUGUCGUUGGGAUUUGAUGUAUGUUUUGUAUGAUGUCAGUUUGACAACAUCUAGAUGUCGUUGGGAUUUGAUGUAUUUUGUCAAAUAAAGUAUUUUUUUGCUUC